Anopheles maculipalpis is the source of this 1677-nucleotide messenger RNA. Its product is annotated as organic cation transporter protein. Gene Ontology annotation, cellular component: membrane. NCBI's taxonomy places the organism in Eukaryota, Metazoa, Arthropoda, Insecta, Diptera, Culicidae. The transcript is spliced from 2 exons. Gene Ontology annotation, molecular function: transmembrane transporter activity. The record is from RefSeq and is a predicted model, not a curated record. Gene Ontology annotation, biological process: transmembrane transport. The coding region runs from base 2 to 1675 and encodes 557 amino acids.
GAUGGCUGUCGAUCAGAAGCUGGAGGAGCUGAUGGGAUUGCUUGGUGACUUUGGCCGGUACCAAGCAUUCCAAUUCGUGCUGCACCUGCUAGCCGCUGUAACCGCUGGUCUGCACAUGCUAUCCUUAGUGACAGUGGCUGCAGUUCCCGAACACCGUUGUUACGUAGACGCACUAGAUUCGGCUUCUGCAACUGCAAAUGGAACAAUCCUGCCCAGCUUCAGCCAACUGACCAGUUAUAUUCCGCUCAAUGCCGAUGGAGAGCUAGAGUCCUGCCUAAUGUACGAUCCGCUAGCUGCGGACAACGGUACAACAGUUUCUUGUAGCUCGUACGUGUACAACAACACCUACUACCAGUCAUCGCGUACAAUCGAAUGGAACCUGGUAUGUGAUAAGCGUUGGAUGGGUGCUCUCGGACAGACGAUCUACAUGCUGGGUGUGUUCACCGGUGCAGUAUGGUUGGGCGGAUUGGCCGAUAAGAUUGGUCGCAAGAAAGUGUUCUGCUGGUCGGCACUUAUGCAGCUGAUUUUGGGAGUGGCCGUUGCCUUCACGCCAGAGUUUAUCUCCUUCCUGGUGCUGCGCUACCUUUACGGAAUCUUUGGCAGUGCCGGCAGCUACAUUACAGGAUUCGUCUUAACGAUGGAACUGGUGGGACCGAGCAAACGAACGCCUUGCGGUAUCUCCUUCCAGGGCGCGUUUGCCGGUGGUAUCAUGCUCGUUGCGGCUUGGGGUGCGCUGAUUCCUGAUCGAAUGAUCCUGCAGGUUGUGUAUGGUUUGCAUGGUCUACUGCUGGUGGCGCACUGGUGGAUCAUGGACGAGUCUCCCCGUUGGCUGUGGAUGCAGGGUCGCAAACGGGAGGCAGUUAAUAUUGUGGACCGUGCUGUGCGUAUGAAUGGACGUGGUAUGAACGUCGACAAGGAGUACUACCUCGUGGAGGAUAAAACGACAUUCACCGAGGAAGCGGGAGCUACAUCAGCCGGUCUGGGCGAUCUGUUCAAAACACCUAAUCUUCGUAAAAUGACGCUGAACGUGUGUCUAUGUUGGUUUGCCAACUCGAUCACUUACUAUGGUCUUUCGCUAAGUGCAGGCAAACUAAGUGGCAAUCCGUUCCUCAUUUUGUUCCUGAUGGGUCUGGUAGAGUUUCCCAGCUACAUCUCAAUCAGCUACCUGCUCGACAAGCUUGGACGCCGUUCGAUCACCAGCUCGCUUAUGAUUGUUGGUGGAAUUUGCUGCAUUGUAGCAGCGUAUCUGACCCGCGGCAGCACCGAAUCGACAUCGAUAGUUAUGUUCGGUAAGCUGUUCAUCGCUGGUUCGUUUGCAGUCAUCUAUAACUACUCUGCCGAGCUGUUCCCAACCGUUGUGCGAAACUCUGCCAUGGGUCUCGGAUCGAUGUGCGCUCGUUUGGCUGGAGCAAUGACGCCCAUGAUCACGCUGCUCGAUUCAUUCGAUCCCAAGAUUCCAGCCGUAAUCUUUGGUGUGAUAUCGCUGGUGUCCGGCACAUGGGUGCUAUUUUUGCCCGAAACCAUGGGUAAACCGAUGCCGCAAAGCUUGAUGGAUGGUGAAAACUUCGGUCGCGGCGAUACCGCAUUCUCGAGCUGCAUGGGACGGAAUAAGACGCAUACAGAAGACUUUCCACCUCCACAGCAAAUGGUGCCGCUAAGGAAGAACAGUCGGUAAAA